AUGAGUUUCUUCUCCGACGAGCGAUUGGAUGACCUUUCAGCACGAUUAGGUCACGAUGGACUUAAGUCACUUGUCGCACAAAUAUCAGGCAUGGUGAAGUCUCGUGUGGAAGUCCUCCAUCGUAACCUUGGUCCAUCCAGUAUAUGGAACCAAUCUGGCGAUGUUCCAAAAUUAUCGCCUCAAAGAGCACGCCAUCUGAUCAAUAUUUAUUUCGAAAAUAUUCACCCGUUGUAUCCAUUUCUGGACCGUGAUGAAUUCGAAACCAGAGCAUUUUCCUCCACUUUGGAGGCUAGUCAUGCUAAUGAACCGGCGUGGACAGCUUUAUAUCAUACCGUGUUAGCUCUAGGUUGCGAAUUUGAUGGUGGAGGCUCAUUCACGCCUGGCGAAGGUGAAGCCUGGAGUCUUUUCAAGGUGGCACUUGAUCUUUACCCGAGAAUCUUGUUGCUAAACACAGAACUACUAGAGGUUCAGUCGAUUACAGCCAUGGCCGUCUUCUGUCUCAAUUUGUCCGGCACGCAGAUCCAAGGAAAAAUAAUAUCCGAGGCGGCGCGGGUUGCACAACGAGCAUUUUUACAUAAAUCUUCUGCCAGCUGCGACGCUACUGCACGUAGCCGAGUCUUCUGGGUGGUAUAUUACAUUGAAAAAACGGUGACUUUUCAUCACGGUACUACCUCGUUUAUCGUAGAUUGUGACAUUGGCUCGCCCGUACCUGAUGUCCCAGAGUCAGUCUUUGGCGAUUUUGACUGGUUCAUUACUGCGAUACGAUUUGCAAGGCUCUAUUCGCGAAUAUUUACCGACUUGUUUUCCAUAAGUGCAACAAACAAGUCAAAGUCAACAUAUCUCGUUAAUAUUGAGAAACUAGAGAGGCUUCUCGAGCAGCAAAGACAAGUGAUUCCUCGUCAGUUUCAACCUGGCACGAAAUUAAGACCACAAGCGUUCUCCCAUCCAUGUGGAAUCCUCGCAGCUCUCCGAGUGCACUACCACUAUCACGAGCUCAAAAUCGCUCUUCACCGUAUGAAGCUUCAUGUUACUCGCGAUGAGACUACAUCUCAAUCUCAGUCGACCAUCAUCGAUAUGAUGCACUCAGCACGUGCCGUGAUUGACGCCACACGAGCCAUUUACCAAGAACCAUCUACCCCGUUUUUUAUUAUUGCCUUCAUGCCUAUGACGGCACUAUUUAUCUUGUUCGACUUUAUUAUCCAUAAUCCGGCCCAUGUGGAUGCCGGCAGUAGUAUUGUCUUACUUGAAAGUGUGACGGGCUAUUUUAGCGCUCUUGAGUACGCUACCGGCGGGUAUUUACCAGGCUCCAUGCUAAUGCAAUUUGCGUCCAUCGCGCGCGCAUUUCAAUCAUUUCAAUCUUCCCCGCCUGCUGCUCACGCCAACAAUAUCAGCAGCGCCCGCAGUGACAUGGAUACAGCUGUUGAAGGAUCCGUAUCUGGAACUUAUGGCACAAGUUCAUUUACACAUAGUCAGAGUCCUUGGAAGGUUGCCUCUCAAUCGAUGGCCAAUGAUCUGUCCCAGAACCCCUCGUACUUGUUCAUGAAUAGCUCCAUGUUUGCAGAUGGCAGGCUCACUCCUGGUCUGGAGAUCAUGGAUCUAUUUGGAGGCCCCGUGCUUGGCAUUGAUUUCUUCCCGACUUCAAAUUGA
Molecule: messenger RNA, 1647 nt
Organism: Penicillium subrubescens
Lineage: Eukaryota; Fungi; Ascomycota; Eurotiomycetes; Eurotiales; Aspergillaceae
Product: fungal specific transcription factor domain-containing protein
Exons: 7
Coding region: 1-1647 (548 amino acids)
Biological process (GO): DNA-templated transcription
Molecular function (GO): zinc ion binding; DNA binding
Source: RefSeq, a predicted model, not a curated record